GCGAGAUCGAGGCAACAAAAACACUGCGCUGACGACCGUGAGCUGUACCACCGCGGCGCCCUAACCAAAACUGCUGGCCGUGGGGUGUUUACGACGUGACCGAGGUGCUGGCCCAGGGAGGCACGUCGAAUUUUGGGCGCUUGCGUGGCUGUGAAGCCGAGUAGAGGCCCAAAGCGAGUCGGGCCAAAUUGGCCCCGCGGACGGCCCCUCGACGCUCUGUAGCCACCUCGAGGACUGCCCGACGACGCGCCGUCGCCGCGCCGUGGUUUGUAGCCGUAAAAAAGCUACAGAGACGGAACGCUCGACCGAUUGCAGUCGGGCGAAGCGCUGAGUCCCGCCCCCCCCCGCAGGUCGUGAAGCAGAGAUGCCGUCGCGACGGACGGCGGUGCUGGCCGCCCUCGCGGCGACGGCCUCGGCCUUCGUCGCGCCGAGCCUCCAGGCGCCCAAGGUCGCGCCGAGGCACGCCCUCGUCGAGGAGGGCGCCUUCGUGCCCGACAUGGAGCGCCGGAACAUCAUGAAUUUAAUUCUGGUCUUCGGCGGCGCUUUACCUGCCGUAGGUGGAUUAGCUAUCCCGUACCUCCUCUUUUUCAUCCCGCGCGGCGGCGGCGGCGGCGGCGGCGGCCUGCCCGCCCUGACGAAGGCCGGCGACCAGGUGACGUUCAAGAGCUGGCUCGACUCGCACCAGGUCGGGAGCAGAGAGCUCGUCCAGGGCCUCAAGGGCGACGCGACCUACCUGAUUGUCGACGACAACAAGCAGAUCCGCGACUACGGCAUCAACGCCGUCUGCACGCACCUGGGCUGCGUCGUGCCGUGGAACAAGGCGGCGAACAAGUACAUGUGCCCCUGCCACGGCUCGCAGUACGACGAGACGGGCAAGGUCGUCCGCGGGCCGGCGCCGCUGUCGCUCGCGCUCGCGCACAUCACGGACAACGCGGGCGUCGUCACGUUCACGCCGUGGACGGAGACGGACUUCCGCACGGGGCUGAACCCGUGGUGGAAGUAGAUUUCCUCCCCCCUGUCUAACAAAAACUCGCGUUUA
Molecule: messenger RNA, 1039 nt
Organism: Pelagomonas calceolata
Lineage: Eukaryota; Pelagophyceae; Pelagomonadales; Pelagomonadaceae
Source: the annotation of a GenBank genome assembly